AUGGAUUCGAGCAGAAAGCGAAAAGCGGCGCCCAACGCGACUCCCACCAACACCGGGGGCAGCGCAUCCAAGAAGAUCAAGUUGCUGAACUCCAACCCGGCACCGCCAGCAAACGGCGACGGCAACCUGAGCGCAGUGCAGAGAGUCGGCUUCAAGCUGAUCACGCAGCUCAGUAAAGCCAGCGACAAGACGAAUCGUCCCAUAACAGAUGCCUUCCAAGAACUCCCUUCGCGAGAAGAGCUGCCGGAAUACUAUCAGGUCACCCGCCUGCCAAUAGCUAUCGAUACCAUUAAGGAGAAGCUCCAGAAAGAUGCGUAUCCUACAGUCAGUGCUCUUGAGAGCGACUUCAAGCGGAUGAUCCAGAACGCGAAGGACUACAACGAGCCGAAAAGCAUCAUCUACGAGGACGCCGAGCGGAUACGCAAGCUCAUUUACAACUUCAUGAAAGUCAACAACCCAGAGUAUUCCCGGAACCCCAAUUAUUCUGCCGUUGCCACCCCGAUUCCAGAUGCUACUGCGCCGCCGUCGUUGACGAAGAUCACGCUGACAAACGGUGCCCAUGCCAAAGAGAAUUAUAAGCCUGUACAGUCUCGGGAAGCUGCAAAAGAUGAGUCGGCAAGCAAAGAUGCCAACAUGGACUUCACUGGCAAAUCCUUCCAAGAAGCCCAAGAGAUGAUCUGUGCCGAAGCUAUUCAAUACACCGAUGAGGACGGCAUGGCAAUUUUCACACCUUUCGUGUAUCUGCCGAGUAGGAAGCUGGAAGAUUACUACAAGGUGAUCAGACAUCCAGUGUCAAUCAAGGGUGUGCAGAAGCUUGUGAAAGGUGUACAUGGACGCAAUCCUCCAACAGGCCACACCGACUUCAAGACUUGGGAUCAGUUUGAACAAGAGGUCAGCUUCAUCUGGCGCAAUGCUCGGGACUAUAACGAGGAUGGCAGUGACAUGUAUCAACUGGCAAAUGAGUUCGAGGCAUACUUCAAAUCCCGCCUCGCAGAAGCGAAGGAGAAGGUGGAAGAGCCAGCCAGUACAAGACUCAGGCUGGGAGGUCCAAAGCCGCCACAGAAGACUGGUAUCACCUUAAAUCUGUCGCAGCACCGCGGUUCUCCGACACCUGGGGUCAGCGUUGAUAACGAAGCUCUGGCGCGCCAACGAGCAAUGGUGCAAGCUGGUGCGAAUGGACAUCAAGCACAGCAGCGGCCAACGCCAACAACAAACGGUGUUGUCAAGCCUUCACCACAGCCUACAGCUCCUGAUGCGCCGCGGCCGCCAAGCAGCGCUCAGCUCCCCGCGCCGCCUGGAGGCGCUUUCAGGAAUGAGAAGAUGUCGACAAUGUCGCCUGCGCCUCAGCAGGCACUACCUGCACACCCCCUUACGAAUGGCAUGAUGCCACCACCACUGAUGCGGCCUCCAAGCGGCUCUCCGUUCCCUGCUGGAAUGGCUGCCCACGCUCCAAGCUACCAUUAUGCGCCGCCUCAUGCAUUGCCCCAGACGGCUCUUCGAAACUACCCAGCAUCGCAAGCGCUGCUCCCUGUCGUCAAGCUGUCGACGCAUCCACAGCUCCGAAACAUUACUACACCAUACAGCUUGGACAUUACGCCUCACGCAACUUUGUCACACCAGAGCACCACCAUCACGCUGCCGUCAACGCAUUACUAUCUGUCCAUCGCCCCGACAAUCUCACGCGAGCUUGCGGUGGGUCGCGCAUACAAGCUGUUCGUCAGUGUCAAUGGGACUCGUCUUACGCAGCGGGAUACACAAUUCCAUGCAGACACUGGCAAGCGGACGCACGUGUACGAGGGUAGUUUGGCGCAAGGUGUCAAUAGAAUUGAGAUCGAAUGUGCCGCUGCCAAGAUUGGUGAGAAUGGCGAUGGCAAGGGCUUGGAUGUUGAGAAGGUGACAGUGUUUGCCAAUUUGCUCAGGGCGUAG
This is a messenger RNA of Pseudocercospora fijiensis CIRAD86, 1926 nucleotides long. RefSeq lists its product as uncharacterized. Lineage: Eukaryota; Fungi; Ascomycota; Dothideomycetes; Mycosphaerellales; Mycosphaerellaceae. Gene Ontology annotation, molecular function: protein binding. The record is from RefSeq and is a predicted model, not a curated record. The coding region runs from base 1 to 1926 and encodes 641 amino acids. The transcript has 5 exons. Gene Ontology annotation, biological process: chromatin remodeling. Gene Ontology annotation, cellular component: RSC-type complex.